Molecule: messenger RNA, 3444 nt
Organism: Phymastichus coffea
Lineage: Eukaryota; Metazoa; Arthropoda; Insecta; Hymenoptera; Eulophidae
Product: zinc finger protein 665-like
Exons: 3
Coding region: 66-2645 (859 amino acids)
Cellular component (GO): nucleus
Molecular function (GO): zinc ion binding
Source: RefSeq, a predicted model, not a curated record
AGCAGUCUCGACGCAUACGGUAGCGGGGGCUGUCAUUCGCGACUGGUCCGCGAUACGAGUGAGUGAUGAUGGAGACGGUUAAGAUCUGCGAGGUCGAUCUCGACGAAGAUAUCUGCCGCUUGUGCCUCUGCAAGUGUAACCCCGACGAGGUCAGACAGUGGGGCCUUUUUGAUACCGAUUUACCGCAGAAACUCAUGGCGUUCGCUGCUGUACAGCUUCAAGAAAAUGAUGGUUUACCUACAUUAAUUUGUAUGAAUUGUCGUAAUCUGGUCUACACAUCCUACAAUUUCAAAUGUCAAGUAGAAAAAAGUGAUCAUGAUCUCCGUCAAGCAUUAUUACUAAAACAGUCUUCUAAAGACUGGCAAAAUAUAACAAAUGUCAAACCAAUGGAAGGCCUGAGUAAUGUAGAUAUUAUAGUACCUUGCUAUCAAAAAAAUUUUAAUUCUUGCAUGUCAAUGCAAGAUGAACACAGUGCAAACAAUCAUGGACAAUUUAUAUUUGAAAUUGAAAAUAAUUGUAAUUUAAGUAAUGAUACUUACAAAAAGGAAGAUGUGAUUGUAUUAAAUAGUGCAGUUAAUGCAGUAAGUCAAAUAGAAAAUCAUGCACUCCAAACAAAUAAUGAAAUUUCUAGGCCUAGUACUGAUAAUGAUGUAAUUCUAACAUUUGGAAAUCAGUAUGAGAUUAGAAGUAAUGUUCUAGAAAAAUCUACUGUUGAAAACUUUCAACCACAAAUUCUUCAAGAAAAAUCAAACCAUAGUGAUGAUGACAAACCUUUGAUAUUAAGGACUAAGCGUCAUAAGUGUAAUUAUUGUAUAAAAUCUUUUGCUAAUUUAAAUUUAUUGGCAAAACAUGCAGUAAUUCACAAAAAGACAGUGUACUUGUGUUGUAUGUGUAAUGAAGAGUUCAACUCAAUGGGCAGUGUACAAAGCCAUCAUAUCACUAUUCACAGCUUGCAAGUGGAUAAAGAUAAAAUUGCAGUUAAAGUCAAGUGGCCGAAAGUAAAUAACCAAGAAAAAAAUGAUGAUAAGAGUAAUGAAAAUGUAGUAGCUCAGAUUGUCAAACUUAAUGAAGUUAAUUAUUCUUGUGAAAUUUGUUAUAGACAAUUUACUCAUUACAGAACUUACAGUUUCCACAUGAAAAAUCAUCCAGAUUACCAAAAUAAAAUAUUAUUGAAGAAUAAUCAUAAUUUCACUACGGAUAAAUCUAAUAUGCACUCAGGAUCUAAUAAUAGCUUACAAACAAAAAAUAUUGAAGUAGGUCCUCAUUUGGUAAAUUUGAAUAAUUCGUCUGAUUUAGAAGAAUUUGAGCAUCUAUCUGAUCCAGAUAGUUUAGGAGUAAAGUCCAGCACAGAUAUUUCUCAACCAACCAGUGUUGAUCUCGAUUUGCAAGCAAGUUUAGAAAAUAAUUUUAAAGAAAAUUUAUGCAGAAUAGGAAGUAAAAAUAGUCUAAAUAAAAAUACAUCUGAAAAUAAUAUUACAAACUUUAAUGAUGAUUACGAUGACGAUGAUGACGAUGAUGAGGAGAAUGACGAUAUUACUAAAAACACGGAUGAGAUGUAUAAAGAAAACUCCAGUAUUCAGUGCAAGCAAUGUGGAAAGCUUGUUGCUACCACCAGGAACCUCAAGAGGCACAUGCUAACUCAUUCUGGUCUCAAACACAACUGCUCUAUAUGUAAUAAAGAUUUUUCGAGGCCAGAUAAAUUGCGCGAGCAUCAACAAUCAAAACAUAAAGACGAGGUAUUUGGAAAAUCAGAUUCUGAAAAUGAAUCUGAUGAUGAAAAUACGGGAUCUAGUCGAAAGAAGGACAAAAAGAAUCGACCUUAUAAAUGUUCGAUAUGUCCUAAAGCAUUUGCUCAGACCCAAUCGUUAGCGAAUCACGAGGAACGGCAUAAGCGAGACAAAGAUGUACAAAAGCGAUACUUAUGUGAGGUUUGCAGCAAAUGUUUUGCUCAACGUGGGUCGUUAGUAGCUCACAUGCGCACUCAUACGGGCGUCAAACCUUACGUCUGCAACGUAUGCUCAAGAGCUUUUACAAAAAGCACGUACCUGCAAUUACACCUCAGAAUUCACUCGGGAGAAAAGCCAUACGUCUGUCAGUAUUGUAACAGAGCCUUCGCUCGAGCCAAUACUUUGGCUCGACAUUUGACAAUGCACACGGGUGAAGCUAAAUAUCAGUGUCAGAUCUGCUCAAAAUCCUUCCGAAGAUUAACGUCAUUGAACGAGCACACAUUUACUCAUACCGGGCAAAGACCUUAUUCCUGCAAAAUUUGCGGGAAGAGGUAUAACAAUGCUGGAUCUUUGUAUGCCCACACAAAGAAAUGCAAAACUAUGCAAGCUAGUACAAAUAUGAAUGAUUAUCCGGACGCCUUGGAAUUAGCGGAUAAUGCCGUGCUCUCUCAAAGUGAAAAUAACUCACCGACUGAACAGUUGCUGAUUUUUACAGAAGAUAAAAAAGACGAGAUAAUAGCCGAUGACACCAUUGCUGCUGAACCUUCGAGCUGUCAGUUUAUGAUCGCGAAUAUUCACGAUCAGAAAGCAAUGUCGGUCAAUAUGAUCGAGCCAUUUAUUAUUCCGGAACCCGACGUUUACAAUAUAAAUUCGAAACCAUUUAGAACGCCGUAUUAUGGAUUGUAUCCGAGUAUAUAAAAACGGAUUAUUGUACAUACAGCGAUUUAUUGUGUAAAUGUACCUUUACUUUUAGCCUAGAUAGACUUUCUUUACUGUUGUUCAAUGACGCUUUGAUUUAUUUUCGUAUUUUUUUGAAGGUGAUUAUGAAUAUUGACGAUUACGUGAAAGUUUUUAAUUUUAAGUACCAUGUGAUAGUAAAUUGUUAUAACUAUACAUUGUAGUAUAAGGUAAUUUGCAAGGAUAAUUUUUACAUAGAACAUAGAAGGAUAUACAUUUAUUCUUACAACAAUUUUUUGCACGACGUUCAUUUUGACUCCAAGUUUGGAGACUUCUUGAAGUCUAUUACUACUCAAUCGGCAGAUAAGUGUUGUUUAAAUUUACUAGAAAUAAAGUAGCUCUUUGAGCGUACUUUGAUGAACGGUCUAUCUUGAGUUAUUUGUAUACGUUGUCGAGUUUCUUUUUGUUAAAAGAAAGUAGAAAUAGUGAUAAAAAAUUAAAAGAAAAGCAAUCAAUUCGAAUAUUUAUGUAAUACAGAAUGAAAACUAAAAAUCACCACUGCGUCGCUCUUAUCUAUUAAUUAAAUAUUCUUCUGGGCAAUAUAAAUAAUAUUUUCAUAAAUAUCUGUGAGUACCUGGAAAACGUAAUAAAUUACGACGAAUUCAUACUGCAUCAAAUUCAAUUAAUAGAAUUUACUCAAUUAUUGCGACACCAACUUAGAUAUACAAAUAAAAAAGGCUCUCACUCAAAUGUAAAAAAAUGCAUAUUAUCAAAUGUAAAAAAAUGCAUAUUAUUAUAUAAAAAGUUCAUGGUGAUAUGA